This is a messenger RNA of Sorex fumeus (smoky shrew), 4041 nucleotides long. Its product is annotated as zinc finger protein 433-like. Gene Ontology annotation, biological process: regulation of transcription by RNA polymerase II. The record is from RefSeq and is a predicted model, not a curated record. Lineage: Eukaryota; Metazoa; Chordata; Mammalia; Eulipotyphla; Soricidae. The coding region runs from base 58 to 4041 and encodes 1327 amino acids. The transcript is spliced from 8 exons. Gene Ontology annotation, cellular component: nucleus. Gene Ontology annotation, molecular function: DNA-binding transcription factor activity, RNA polymerase II-specific; RNA polymerase II transcription regulatory region sequence-specific DNA binding.
UUCACAGUCUGUUUCGGUGCCCCGUGGCCUGCGCCGCCCGCACAGAGGGUCGUAGCUAUGGCGCCGAGACCCCCGGGACCCCCAGACACGGGCGCAGUGGUCUAUGAGGAUGUGGCCGUGAACUUCAGCCUGGAGGAGUGGGCCCUGUUGGAUCCUGCGCAGAAGCAGCUGUACCGGGAGGUGAUGCGGGAGACCUACAGGAACCUGAUCGCCGUAGGAAAAACUUGGGAAGAUCAUAGCAAAGAAGAUCAGAACCAUGAAUGGAGUCAAGUAAGAUGUCAGGUGCUCGAGAGACUCCGUGGAGGUAAAGAGGUUAGUCAGAGUGGAGAGAACUUCAGGCAGCUUCCCAGUCUCAGUCUGAACAAGAAAAUGACUACCCUGAAACCAUGCAAAAGCAGCACGGGUGAGGAGGACUCCAGCCUCCCCGCAUCCCUUGCUCAGCAUGCCCGGUGCCCCGCUGCGGGUCAGCCAGCUGCAUUGGCGAACUCUGGAGAGAAGCCACAUCACUGUAAGAGGUGUGGGAGGACCUUCAGAUUUCCCAUUUCUCUCCGAAUCCACGCAAGAACCCACAGUGCAGAGAAACGGUCCCGGUGUCAGCAGUGCGGGAAAGCAUCUGCAGGCCACGGAAGGAGCCAGCGUGGAGAGAAGCCCCGUGCUUGUAAAAUGUGUCGCCGCACACUGCCCCAUGCCUCAUUCCCGAGCCAUGCACAAACUUCCCCGGUGACGAAGCCAUAUGAAUGCGGGGAGUGUGGGAAGGGUUUCCGCGCCCCCUCCGGCCUUCGAGAGCAUGCGAUCACCCACACCGGGGACGCAGCUUAUAAAUGUCUCGAGUGCGGGAAAGCCUACAGGUACCACAGAAGCUUAAGAGCGCACGGGCGGACCCACGCAGGAGAGAAGCCCUACAAGUGUGAAGACUGUGGCAAAGAAUUCACUUGCCUCAGAUACCUCCGGAAACACACGCGAACUCACACCGGGGAGAGGCCCUACCAGUGCCAGGAGUGCGGGAAAGCCUUAACUUCGUCCUCCAGCCUCCGGACACACAUGAUCACGCAUACCGGUGAAGGACCGCAUAAAUGCCAGGAGUGCGGGAAAGCUUUCAGGGCCCCCUCGAGCCUGCGCGAGCACGCAAUCACGCACAUGGCAGACGCCCCCUACACAUGCCAGGAGUGCGGGAAAGCCUACCGCUACUACAGCACCUUCCAGACGCACCAGAAAACACACACAGGAGAGAAGCCCUACUCGUGCGGGGAGUGCAGCAAAGCCUUCAGUUGUCUCAAGUACCUCCGGAAGCACGAGAGAACUCACACCGGGGAAAAGCCCUAUGCGUGCCAGGAGUGUGGGAAAACCUUCACCACCUCCUCCAGCCUUCGGACACACAUGAUCACGCACACGGGCGAGGGGCCUUACAAGUGUCAGCAGUGUGGGAAGGCCCUGAUUUCUCCCAGCUCGCUGCAGAUCCACGAGAGAACGCACACGGGGGAGAAACCUUACGUGUGUAAGUGCGGGAAGGCUUUCCGAUCUUACUCGAGUUUCCAAGUCCACGAAAGAAAUCACACCGGGGAGAAACCAUACGUUUGUAAGACCUGCCCCAAGGCCUUCAGUUGCCUCCAUUACCUCCGGCAGCACGAACGAAGCCACACGGGCGAGAAGCCCUAUCAGUGCCGAGUGUGUGGGAAAGCCUUCAGUUCCAAUUACGUCCAGCUCCACGAAAAGAUGCACACAGGGGCCAAGCCCUAUGGGUGCAAGGAGUGUGGGAAAACCUACACUUCCGUUUCCAGCCUCCAGAAACAUGCCAUCACACACUCGGGCGAUGCCCCGCACAAAUGCAAGGAGUGCGGGAAGGCGUUCAUCUCCCUCAGCUUGUUCCGGAUCCAUGAGAGGACGCACACGGGAGAGAAGCCAUACGCAUGCAAGCAGUGUGGGAAAGGCUUCAGCACCGGGAGAGGCUUCGAAGCCCAUGAGAGGAACCACGCCGGGGAGAAGCCCUACGGAUGCCAGACGUGCAGCAAAGCAUUCAGUUGUCCCCGUUACCUGCGGCAGCACGAGCGGAGUCACUCCGCAGAGAAGCCAUUUCAGUGCAAGAUCUGCGGCAAAGCCUUCAGCUCCACGUACAUUCGGCUCCACGAACGGACACACACAGGCGAGAAGCCCUACGCGUGUCAGACGUGCGGGAAAAUCUACACUUCUUUCUCGAGCCUGCAGAAGCACACAGUCACGCACACGGGGGACGGGCCAUACAAGUGCAAGGUCUGCGGGAAGCCAUUCAUCUUCCCCAGCUCGCUGCAGAAGCACCAGCGGACACACACAGGUGAGAAGCCUUACAAGUGUCAGCAGUGUGGGAAAGCCUUCAGCUCGGCCCUAAGUUUUGAAGUCCACGAAAGGAAUCACACGGGAGAGAAGCCAUAUACAUGCAAGACGUGUCCGAAAGCCUUCACCAGCCCCGUGUACCUGAGAAAACAUGAAAGAACACACAGUGGGGGCCUGGAGAAGCCAGCACCUGCUUCCCGUGCCUCCAAAGACGCCCAGGACUUGGAAAGGGAAGUUGAUGACAAGUCUCUUGGGAAUACAAGGAAAGUCUGGGACAGUGAGAAGGAUUUGGUGGCCUGUGAGGACGUGGCCGUUUACUUCAGCCUGGAGGAGUGCGUCCUGCUGGACCCUGCAGAGAAGCAGCUGUACCAGGAGGUGAUGGGUCCCACGGUGGCGGCAGGGCACACGGGGAAGCAACGCAGUCCUGACGGAGACCUCUGCAGUGGUGAGAAAGCAGCAGCGCAGGCCAAACCCCGGGGCUGCAGCCUGGGCGCCAAAGCCUUCGCCACGCAUUCGUCCCGGAACCCGUACCUGCGCUCCUGCAGCGGCGCCCCGAUGGCCGCGCCCGGGAGGGCCUGCUCCCUGCAGUCAGUGUGCAAGCACGCGUGCACGCACACGCGCGAGCGGCCCUACCCGUGCCCACGCUGUGGCAAGGCCCUGUGCUGCACCAGCUCGUUCUGCAGCCACACAUGCACGCACACGGGCGAGUGGCCCUACCAGUGCCCGGGCUGCGGCCAGGCCUUCCCGUCGCGGGGCAGCUGCCAGCACCACCUCAUCACGCACACCGGCGACUGGCCCUAUAAGUGCCAGGCGUGCGGCAAGGCCUGCAACCGCCCCGGCUCCUACCGCGUCCACGAACGCCCGCACAGGCUGAGAAGCCGAUCACCUGCCCCGUCCGCAGUGAGGCCUUCAGCUGGGCCAGCUCCUCCGGCCCCGCACUCGGCUGAGAAGCGCCGCCACCGCGCCCGUGGCAGUCAGGCAUUCCACCCGCUCCCCACCUUCCGGGUGCUUGCGUGUAGGCACACGGCCGAAAAGCCCCAGAGCUGCCGGCAGCGUGACGAGAUCCUCGCUUCACUCACCAGCUUCCACCGCCAGACGACAGGUGACGGGCCAUGCAAGUGCCUCGACUGUGGCCAGGCCUUCAGCUGUGCCAGCUCCUACCGCGUGCACACAUGCAAGCACAUGGGCGAGAAGCUGUUCGCCAGCGCUGUCUGUGGCCAAGCCUGCAGCUGCGCCAGCUACGUGCAGGUGCACGCGGGCUCGCACAAGGGCGAGAAGCUCUUCACCCGUCCCAUCUGCGGCCAGGCCUGCGGCUGCGCUAGCUACAUGCAAGUACACAUGUGCACACACACGGGCGAGAAGCCCUAUGCGUGGCCCAGGUGUGACCAGGCCUCCGUCUCCUGCACCACCUUCCGGGGCCACCUGUGCCCGCACACAGGUGAGCAGCCGUACCGCGGCGAUACGUGCGCAAGACCUUCCGCCCUCCCAGCUCCUACCGCAGCCACGGGAGGAUCCACACGGGCAGAAGCCGCUGGUGUGCAGGCACCGUGGCAAGAACUUCAGCUGGCCCACAUCCCUGCACAAGCGUGUGGUCAGGAUGCACAGCACAUGGGCUGCGGUACCUGCGCCUCCGCGAAGGCCGCCAGCAGCCCCCAGACCAGACGCAAAGGCCUGAGAUUGGAGGCGAGUGAGGGGUCCACUCCACUCAGCGUUGACCCUUACGUGGCGACUUGA